CUACCUGUCAACUCUCGCAUAUAUAAAACACAGAUGCUGGCACAAGUCAAGUCAGUCACUUAUUGUUCAGCAGCUAGCAAGCAUCAGCAUGUUCCUGUCACUGCUUUUAUCAAGUUUCUUGUGCGUUCAAGGCACCACCUACAUGACAGUCAACACACACAUGGAAUCAGCUCUGCCUGCACCUCGAGUGCACAAUGAGCAACUGGAGAUGGUUGAAUUACUGGACCUGGGUGACAGAACCAGACGCAUGGAGGCACCGAAAUUGCAUAACUCGGCCUCAAAGUUUUUGCUGGAAGUGUACAAUGAGAUUAACGAGGAACAGGAGCCACUGGAGGUGCUGCAUCAGCGGCACAAGCGCUCUGUGGACGAUGACAUACUGGUCACAAAUGCGGAUCGACAGGAGAUUGCCAGCUGCAAUAGUAUCUUGACGUUUUCCAGUCGCCUCAAGCUGCAACCCAAAGUGCCGAGCAAUGUAAUGGAUCUGCAUAUUAGCUUCAAUACAAACGAUGUGCCCAGGGAUCUGCAGUUGGUUCAAGCCAUGCUACGUAUCUAUAAGCAGCCCUCCGCACUGGGAAUGCAGCGACAGAACUUUACUGUGUCCAUUUACAGGAGAAUCUACAGUCAUCAGGAAAUGAAUGACGACGAGCCUGUCUAUCGCAUACUGCACUCGGUGAAUACCACAAGCAAUUACAAGGGCUGGCUGGAGUUUAAUCUAACGCAGACACUGCACACUUGGUUGCUGCAGAACUUCCAGCAGUCGCAUCGCCAUGAGCUACGCAUCUCUGUGUCAGCUCUGGAUGGGGAGCACUUGAGUGCUUUAGUCUCCGGUCUAGUGCCGCCCCAACAGGCAACAUCACGGUCCAGCCUGGAGCCCUUUAUUGUCGGCUACUUCAAUGGUCCCGAGCUGUUGGUCAAGGUACAAAAACUGCGCUUCAAGAGAGAGCUGAACAAGCGCAAGGCAACUCUGCCAAGUGGACACCAUUCGCAUCCACAUGCACAUCCGCAGGGUCCGCCACCGAUGCCCGAUCUCUACAAGCCGCCGCAACAAUGCGAGCGUCUUAAUUUUACUGUCGACUUCAGGGAACUGCAAAUGCACAACUGGGUCAUAGCACCCAAGAAGUUCGAGGCGUAUUUCUGCGGUGGUGGCUGCAAUUUUCCUUUGGGCACCAAAAUGAACGCCACGAAUCAUGCGAUUGUGCAAACCCUGAUGCAUCUGAAGCAACCGCAUCUACCCAAGCCAUGCUGUGUGCCCACUGAGCUGGGUGCGAUAACCAUACUGAGAUAUCUGAAUGACGAUAUUAUCGAUUUAACCAAGUACCAAAAGGCGGUGGCAAAGGAGUGUGGUUGUCAUUAAUGUGCUUUGAAUCAAGGAGGCGUAGUUUUUAAUUUCAACAUGAUCUUUUCAUUUCAACAUGUUCUUUUUAGAGAGUAAGCAAUUUUUGUUAGUUUAGUUGUAGACGUAGUGUUGAAAUAAUAAAUAUAAAUUUGGAAAAAUAAUAUAAAAUUUUUGAGAAAUUCAAAAUUUUGCAUAAAAGAAAUGCUUUCAAAACAGAUAUAUUUUGAUCUGUACACUCGGCGUAUUCGGGCACAUUCGGCGAAUUCGGGACAUAUGACUUUGUGAAUACAUUCAGCGAAUGGGUUCCAUUUACUCAUUGUUCCCAAUGCGCCGAAUGAGCCCGAAACGUUGAAUUUGCGGUAUGCUUAUAGAGAUUGAAUAUUAAGCAUUCCCAAUCCACGGAAUAGGCGGACUAUCAACGAGUAUUUCCAACUCCUGGAAGCACAUUGCGGUUGUUUGGUACUCAGAAUAUAGCUCUGGGAAAUAUAUUGGACGCAGCCACAUGACAUUAUCCGCAUGGAUUAGAAAUAUUUAAAGGAGCAAUAUACGGAACAAUUCAAGAAAUGAUUAUGAAUAAUAUGAUAAUUAUGAUAAUUUGGAUCUUCUCACUUUUAUUUCGUGUACUUAAAAAAUUACCAAGUACGGCAAAUAUUUUGGAGAUAUUUGAUAUAACUGCAGUCGAAUUCAGAGAAUUUUUAAUGAUUUGGAAUAAUGCUUUGUGAAUAAUGUUGGAUUUAUUUAAUAUUGAAAUUUUUAACCAUAUUUGGAUGUUGCUUAUUAUGUGAACCGAAUCGCAUUUUAUACGAGAUAUUUUACACAUUUUCACUUUGUAUUUGCAUUCAGCGCAUUGGGUAUAUUAGAUAUAUUAUGGAGAAUUCACAAGUAUUCAUGGACAAGAAUGAAUUACUAUGACACAAAUGGAAACUUGUUACAAAAGGAAAAUAUAUAUAAAAAUACAGGAAUAGGUGACAUAAAUUAUAUGGAAGUCUUGGAAACUUUUCAUGGUGUACAAUAUUCAACAAAUAAAAGCUACAAAUCGCAAGCAAUUAUGACAUUUAACAGGCGUUAUUAAAUUUCGAAAUAUUUGGAGAAUCACGAAAUGCAUUUAGCGCAUUGCGAAUAUUGGUAUAUUCGGUACGUGUGAAGAAGAAAUUUAUAAUACAAUGUUAUACAGAUAGCUAUUUUCGAUGUUCUGCAAGUAGAAUUGAAUGACAAAAUUACAGCUCAAAAUGGUAUUACUAGCAGGUUAAUAAAAUUAAGAAUUAAAUGGAAGACAUUCGAAAGGCAUUCAGCGCAUUAGCUAUAAUGUAUAAUAUUACAAACAGUACAUAUCUGUGCUUCAAAACAAAAAUACAUAUCUCUGAUGGCAUUGCUAUAAAAAUAUUAUGAAAUUUCAACAUUUAUUUAAAUAGGAUAAAUAAAUAGGAUAUUAUGCGUGAAGUAACGUGGCGCUUUUAGCAGUAAAUAUGGAAUUCACAAAUCACAAAAUAAUGUAAGAAAGCUAUGAAAUUAAUGUUUUUGAGCAAUCAAUCUGAAUUAAAAAUUAAAUUUACCCAAUGCUAAUCAUUAUGAAAUAAAUGUGGAGGCGACAAAUUA
Molecule: messenger RNA, 2932 nt
Organism: Drosophila nasuta
Lineage: Eukaryota; Metazoa; Arthropoda; Insecta; Diptera; Drosophilidae
Gene: scw
Product: screw
Exons: 1
Coding region: 89-1354 (421 amino acids)
Cellular component (GO): extracellular region
Molecular function (GO): cytokine activity; growth factor activity
Source: RefSeq, a predicted model, not a curated record